GAAAUCUGUUUUAAACCUGGAAGGUCGUAUGUGCGCAAGAAUCGGUCGGCAAAGUGCAUUUCAAAAACACAAAGAAAUUGAAAUUGCCAAUUUUAUAAAUAAAAGCAACACAUUACACACUGAACUGUUUAUUUUAAAAAAUUAAUGUGUGUGGCGUAGUCAGUCAAAUUGUGAACACAUUUUGGAAGCAGGACAGUGCAAAAAAGUCGAAGAAGCAUUUCGUUAUUGGCGGCUCUUCGUCGUGUGUGUGCGUGCGUGUGUGUCAGUGUGCGUGUAUGUGUAUGUCAGCGUUAGCGGCGCGAGAGCAAAAAGGAGAAUUUGCAAGAAAGAAGAGCCAAAGAAGCAGCGACGGCGUGUGAAUCACAAAAAAGAGAGCGAGCACAAAAACUGAAUCACAUUCAACAUUCUCUUUUUUUCUGGAUAUUUUGCAUAAGCAGUUAUCCCAGCAAAAGCAAUUGAUUAUUGAUCAUCAUCACCAGCAUCAUCAUCAUCAAAAUGGAACACGAGGAUAACGCACACUUUGACAACUUUUUGCAAAAUCGUCUCGCGGAGAGCCUGCAAAUCGCUGGCAGCGCCGGCAACGCUGUCGUCGACGUCGCCGCCGAACUGCUGGUGCCCAAGUCGGAUGGUGGAGAGCAGCACGAUGGUAGCGAGCAGCACGAUGACGACGGCGAAUGGAAGUACAUAAAAGAAGUGCAGCAGAGCGAAAAGCAACACCAACAACAAUUCUACGGCGAAAAGUUUAGCAACUCUGACGGCGACGUCGACGCCACCUUUGGCAAUGGUGUUGGUCUUGUUGGUAUUGGUGUUGGCAACGGCAACGGCAACGUUGGCAGCAGCGACGCUUACAUGUCGCUUGGCAUGGACUUGAGUCUGGGCAAUGGCGUCGGCGUCGGCAGCAGCGUUGGCAGCGUCAAAGCAGCUGCCUAUGGGGAGGAAGAAGAAGACGUUGAAGUGAUUAAAAAUGAUGGCGAUUUUUCAAGCAACUCGAAUACGACAACAACAACCACGGGUGAAGUGGAGCCAGCUGUCAAUAUGGAACCGGAGCAAGUGCAGCAGCAGCAGCAACCGGAGGGGGAGGGUGAGGGGGUUGAGGAAGAGGAGGAGGAGGCUAGCUCGGUGGCAACCACGUACGGCACCAGUAGCCUCAGCGAACAGCAGCCAGAACAGUUCAACGACAACAACAACAAAGAGAAUGCAGCUCCAAUUGGACAACAGCAAUCGGAACCGGAACUUGAGUUGGAAUUGGAGCCGCAUUCGCAACUAAAUCCGAAUGCCGUUGAAUUUGUGCCCAACUUUGGUUCACAGCCAUCGUCGCCGGCUCCUCUUGACCCACUGCAGGCGCUGGUGGUCCGUCAGCUGCUCACCGAUGAUCUGGUGGCGGAGAGCCCCCGCAAGGGCGCACGCGACUGUAAUAUGGACACAAUUCCAUUGCCCGACGAGGUUGAAUUCGAUUCGGAGGCCGCACAGCGUCCUCACGAACUGGAACUGGAGGAUGACACCUUCCCCGGCGAAGCCGAUCAGCUCCAGAAUGGACAGAAGGAAAAACAGGAGGAGCAGCACCUGGAGCAGGUGCAGCAGGAGCUGGAGCUGGAGCAGGAGUUGCGCAUCGAUCAUGGUCCCGAGACGAGCGUUGAUUUGGAAUCGGAGCCAGAGCCACAGCAACUGGAACAGCAGCUGGAGAACAAGGACAAGUAUGAAACAGAGGCCAUGUCCAUAACGGACAUCUUGAACUCUGUGCAGCAGCUGCCCCAGCAAAUGGGUAACGAGGAGUCAUCGAUCAAAGAGAAGGAGUUGCUCAACGUGGAGGAGAAGGAGCUCAUCUCGCAAUCGCCCUCCAUUGAGGAGUUGCAUCAACAGCAGCAGCAGUCGCAUCUCGUUGAUCCCAUGCAGGCCUCCUUCUAUCUGGAGCACACCUCCAGCGAUGCUGGCAUCUCUCAGCCGGCCGUCGAUCUGGAUCAGAGCCUGCUGAUGGACACCAGUGCGCCCAUUUUCAGUCCUCUCGAGGAUUCACCAGCAGGACCAGCAGCUACAACUGCCACAAUACUUGAUUUGCAACCGCAACAGGCGGAUAUUGUUGAUUUGACACCCUCCCCGCUCUCGUCCUCCACCGAGGAGAAGCAUCUGCUCGAGGAGACCAAGGAGCAACUGCAGCAGCAGCCCAAUUUGUUGUCGGACAACAUGGAGAACGCAUGCUAUGCCGGUGCUCCACCUCAGGUGGAGUAUGCUGACUUUGAUGCAGCUACCGACCAUGGUGUCCACAACAACGAGGAGAAGCUGCCUGUGACCAGCAAUCCAUUUGCCACAGAGCGGGAGUUUGAUUUGUUGGAUGUGCAGCCAAAAACUGAUGCGCACAUUGCCAAUGAGAUGGAGGAUGAGGUAAUGCACAAGCAGCCGCAGCAGCAGCUCUUCCAGGAGGAGCAGCAGCAGCAGCAGCAUUUCCAGGAGGAGGAGGAGCAGCAGCAGGAGGAGGAGGAGCAGCAGCAGCAAUUCCAGGAGGAGAGCAAGCCCUUCGUGGAGGAGCAGCAGCAGGAGCAAUUCCAGGAGGAGAGCAAGCCCUUCGUGGAGGAGCAGCAGCAUCUCCAGGAGGAGCAGCAGCACUUCCAGGAGGAGCAGCAGCAUUUCCAGGAAGCGCAGCAGCAUUUCCAGGAGGAGCAGCAGCACUUCCAGGAGGAGCAGCAGCACUUCCAGGAGGAGCAGCAGCACUUCCAAGAGGAGCAGCAGCACUUCCAGGAGGAGCAGCAGCAUUUCCAGGAGAAGCAGCAGCAGAAGGAACAACCUGAGGAGCAGCAGCACUUCCAGGAGGAGCAGGAGCAUUUCCAGGAGAAGCAGCAGCAGAAGGAACAACCUGAGGAGCAGAUCUUCCCACAGGAACAGCAGCAUCAGGAGCAAAUCUUCCAAGAGGAGAAGCAGCAACAGGAUCAUAUCUUCCAGGAACCCCAGAUGGUUGAGUUUUUAAACUUCCAGCAGCAGGAGCCGCCGCAUACAUUGGAGGAGUCAGCUUUGAAUCAGAAUGCACAAGAAAACUACAACGAACUGCAAAUGCAGGAUGAACUCAUCGAGGAGGUGUCCCAUCAUGCCCAUCAGCUCCUCAACGCUGAUGCCGCACCCUACACAAACGGUCUCCUCGCCAGCAACGAGACACCCGAGCCAGAGCCGGAGCCGGAGCCGCUAGUCAACGAGCAGCAGCCCAAGGCUGAGCCGCUAGUGGAGGAGGCCCAGCAGCAGCCGCCAAUUGUGGAGCAAAUCGCUGAGCCUCUGCUGCAAAACGAGACGCUCGCUGAGCCAAAGGAAGCGCUUACUGAGCUGAGUGGCGUGCCUGAUGUUGUUGAGACGCCAUCGUCGCCGCCGCCGCCAGUUCAAGAGGAUCAGGAGGUGGCGCCUGUUGUCGUUGCUGCUGCUGCUGUGGCUGCCACGGCUGCGAUUGCCACAGCUGCAGCUGCUGUCGGCACUGUUGCAACCAAGCCCAAGAUUAAGAGCAGCUCCAAUGAGCCUGCAGCCAAAAAGCUAACGGCUGCCAGGACAUCAACAACUACAACCACAUCAGGAGCAGCUGCCAAGCCCAGGCCAUCGCCGACCGCCACAGCCAAGAGGAGCAGCACAACAACAACAGCAGCAGCAGCACCACCUAAAAUGACCGCUGCUCGUCCACGCACAGCACCCGUUGCCAAAGCAGGAGGAGCAACAACAACAACAGCAACGGCUGCCAAGACAGCAACUGGCGCGGCACGGAAACCGCUCAGCGCCAGCAAUACAUCUGCCAAGCCGGCAUCUCGAACAACAACCACAACAACCAGCGGCAGCACGGCAAGCACACGCCCGGCCACAGCUCCAAUUAGCCGAGGCGUUGCCAGCAAGCAGCCGGCAACUGGCGCUGCUGCACGUUGCGCCACAACCGCCAGUACAGCCCGCAAGCCGGCAGCAGCAACCAAUGGGGCAACAACAACAGGUGUCAAGUCACGCUUGCUGCUGAGUGCCGCCAGCAAGCCGAGCACCACAAGCGCCAACAGCACUGGCACCACAGCUGCCGCCAAGCCGAAGAUGAUCUCUCCGCGCAGCGCUGUGCCGUCGACGCUGCGCAAGACGGCAUUGUCUACUGGUGGCACCGCUACCACUUCCGCAACUGGGGCACGCAGUCCCAACAAGCCGCUGCUGGGCAAUGGUGUGGCCAAGAGCGCCACAACCACCACCAGCACUCGUGUCAAGUCGGCCACAGCCAACGGCAGCAGCAGCAGCAAUACAACAUCGACAACAACCACAUCAACAACAACGACAACCACUACAAAGACUUUUACAGCGCGUCCAGCGCCCAAAUCGACACACUCAUCGACCCAACCAGGUGGUGCGCGUCGUUCGCUGCUGUCGGCUACUGCUGGAUCAGCUGGUGGCGCCCCAGCACAACGCAAGACGUCGCCGUUGAAGAGCGCCGUCGGCUCGCCGCUGAAACCGAAAGCCAAAGAAGCCGCUGUCAAAACAACACCGUCACCGGCAGCUAUCAAGCGGCCAAUCAAGGCAACAGCACCAGCACCAGCAGCAGCAGAAGCAGCAGCAGAAGCAGCAGCAGUAGCUGAGGCAACUAAACAGCCAACAGCUGAUGAUGCAGCUGUUGCUGGAAAUGGCCUCGAUGGCGGCAAGCUGGUGGAGCCGGCAAUUAGCCAGAAUGGCAACGGACAUGCUCUCGAGACGGCGCAAGAGGCGCUGCCCAAUGUUGAGGAUUUGCAACAGCAGCAGCAGCAGCAGCAGCAAAAUAUCGCUGAGGUCGCACUGCUGGAUUUCUAAAGCGCUGAAGAGAAUCAAGUUGAUGUGUUAAGUGGAGAACAAACUGAAAACUACUUUACUAAUAUUAUAAACAUAUUAUGAACAAGUAUUUUGCGCGUGAAAAGCGAACAAACAAACGAAAAUAUAAAAAAUGAAAGAAAGAAAGAAAGAAGAUAAAUGCAAACUCUCCCCAAAGCCCCCCUUCGAAGUUGUGGCUCAGUGGAGCGUCCACUUUUGUUUUUUGAUAGGCCUCCUCCCCCCGUUUCCAAGCAUCAAUCAAUAUCAUUACCAUCAUCAUCAUCAUCGUCAUCAUCGACAUCGACAUGAACAUCAAAAUCAGCACGAUCCAUCAAGCAGCAAUUUGCUGGAAAACAAUUGCGAUCUUUGCAGUCCCAAAAGUUAGUGUUUUGUGCUAUUCUUUUUAUUGUAAAAGGUUUAACAAUUUGUGUGCUCGCUUCUUUUGCUCAUUUAUAUAUAUUUUUAGGUUUCAUUUUGUAAUUUUAAUAUAUAUAUAUAUAUACAAUAAUUGUUCCUCACGCUCUGUUAUUUUUGCUCAUGUAUUAAACGAAAUUUUUAAUGUGUCUAUUUAAGUUCAAAUCGAGAAAGAAUCUUUGGAGCGCAAAAAACGAAAGAAAACAAAACGAGAACAUUAACAACAAAUUUACGUGUUUUAUACAACAAUAAAAGAAGAAGAUAAAAACACCCAAAUAUGUCAGAGAUCAUAAAAUAACGAACAAAAAAAAAAAGAAAGAAAGAAAUUAAAUUGUAAAACCCAUGCAAGAAAAUGAGGUGUACGUGUAGCAAAAAAACGAAAAAAUAUUUAAAAAAAA
Drosophila grimshawi is the source of this 5588-nucleotide messenger RNA. RefSeq names its product 205 kDa microtubule-associated protein (gene Map205). NCBI's taxonomy places the organism in Eukaryota, Metazoa, Arthropoda, Insecta, Diptera, Drosophilidae. The coding region runs from base 496 to 4779 and encodes 1427 amino acids. The record is from RefSeq and is a predicted model, not a curated record. The transcript has 2 exons.